Molecule: messenger RNA, 1149 nt
Organism: Salvelinus fontinalis (brook trout)
Lineage: Eukaryota; Metazoa; Chordata; Actinopteri; Salmoniformes; Salmonidae
Product: intestine-specific homeobox-like
Exons: 3
Coding region: 1-711 (236 amino acids)
Biological process (GO): regulation of transcription by RNA polymerase II
Molecular function (GO): RNA polymerase II transcription regulatory region sequence-specific DNA binding; DNA-binding transcription factor activity, RNA polymerase II-specific
Source: RefSeq, a predicted model, not a curated record
AUGUCAGGGCACCAUGGAGGCUCACAGAGACAGACUCCAGAGUGUGUGUCCCCGAAGGUGUUGUCUCACUCCAUCGAGCGGAUCCUGAGGAGAGCACCGUGUCUGGAUGAGGAGGAGAGGGGGGGCGGAGGAGAGGGGGAGAGAGGGAGCAUGGCGGGAGAGACGGGGUCUGUGUGUGUGAAGACCACCGCUGAGCAACAGCCUAAAGUCAACAGAUGCCCAGUGUCGCAGAGCGGCAGUCGGCGGGUACGAACCACAUUCACCUCGGUCCAGCUAGAGGUGCUAGAGAGGUUCUUCCAGGAGACCCAAUACCCUGACAUACAUUCCAGAGAACUACUGGCCUCCCAAACACAGCUGUCAGAGGCACGAGUACAGAUAUGGUUCCAGAACCGCCGGGCCAAGUGGAGGAAGACUGGAGCUCUGGGAGAGAGCAGAGGAUUGGACGAACUCUCAGACACCGACCAACAGUCUGAGAGGAUGGUGCCCCUUCCUCUGCUGAUUGGAUCCCUCCAAACCAGGCCACACCCACUACGGCACAGGCUCUUCCUCUCCAGGCCCCCCUACCAUCCCAUUGGUGUUUACCAGCACUUCCUGCCCAAGCUCCACCCAGCCCUGGCACCCUACUCUGAGUGUGUGUGCCUGCUUCCCCACCCAGCCCAGUGCUUGUUGACAACAAUGACACACACCAUACCUGGACACACACUCAGCUGACAGACGCACACACAGGACGUCUUGUAUGUCCCUGUACAUUUGUGUUUUCUGUACGUAAAACAAUUCUAUUUUCAAUAAUUUCAUACAAAGUAUCGUAAAUAACGGUCUUCAGUCUGAGCAUGAAUAGCUGAAUCAGGUGUGUUAUUGUAGGGCUGGAAUGAAACACCCAGUAGCUCUCCAGUACCAGAGUGGGAGAGUUGGAGACCCAUGUCCCAGACUGAUCCUGGGUUCUCUGGGAUUCUGAGAAACACUCUGACUCGGUCAUCAUCAUCAUCAGUCUUACGUCACUUCCAGAGGGCAGGCCAGGCGGUGUGUGUAGAGUCAACCAUAUAGUUCCUUGAAUCUGAGAAGUCCUCUCAAAGGUUAAAGUAGUUUAUGUGAUAUGAUUAAUAGGACAAUGUUCUGGAGUCUUUAAACAAUGAAUAUUUAUGAGUGAUG